UCAAACAAACCAGCCAUGUCACCGCCUUCGUUGCACCUGACCCUCCUCCUCUGCCUCGCCGUGCUCACCGCUGCUUCUCCGCCGCGCUUGCAGUUGGAGCACUGCCUCGACAACCCGCCGGAACCGACGGCGGCCGGCGCCGUCGUGCACGACAUGGCAGGCUUCGAGGCCUACGUCACCGGCGACGUCCACUCCGGCCGCGCCGUCGUCCUCGCCUCCGAUGUCUUCGGAUUCGAAGCACCAUUGCUGAGGAAAAUAGCUGACGAAGUUGGUGAAGCCGGAUAUUACGUCGUGGUGCCUGAUUUCUUCCACGGACAACCUUACAAUGGAGACGCAAAUAUAAGCAUUACAGAGUGGAUCAUGGCUCACUCGGCGGUAAAAGCAGCUAAAGAUGCUAAACCACUCUUUGCUGCUCUAAAAGGAGAAGGGAAAUCUGUUGUUGGAGUUGGAGGCUAUUGUUGGGGCGGAAAGUUUGCUGUGGAGGUGGCGAAAACCAACGAGGUUGAAUCGAUUGUGAUCUCCCAUCCUACAGAUGUGACUGCUGAUGAUAUGAAAGAUGUGAAAUGCCCCAUUGAAAUACUUGGAGCUCAGAAUGACUUUGCAACACCAUCAAGAUUAGUGUACCAGUUUGUGGAUGUCUUGAGUGAAAGAACAGAUCAGGUUGACUACUUCGCCAAGAUCUUUCCAGGAGUUGGCCAUGGCUUUGCUUGCAGAUACAACUACAGCAACCCGUUUGCUGCAAAAACUGCUGAGCUAGCUCUUGCCCUAAUGCUAGACUGGUUUCAGAAAUACUUGAAACUAGAUGACAUCCUGUAGCGUUCCUAUGGAAAUCUGCAAGAAACAAUCGGGCAAAAUGUAUUUUCUCUCUGUUUUUUUUUACAGAAUAAGGCAGUAUAGAAAUUUGCAGCAAUCGAUGGAGAACAGUGAUUGUACGCAACAUAUUGACGGUUGAGAUCUAGCAAUGGAAGAGAUCCAGUGACUGUUAUUGUGGCUUAUGGAAAUUCCCAUUCCUUACUCUGAAUAUUAUCUCUAUGGGAAUUCAAACCAAAGCAUAUGUAUUAUCAAGUUAAGAGGAAAAAUUAAUCUUUAAAUUGAAUGUUGGGGGAAAAAAAUGCAACCUGAAAGAGGGGACUUCU
This is a messenger RNA of Oryza brachyantha (malo sina), 1136 nucleotides long. RefSeq names its product endo-1,3;1,4-beta-D-glucanase-like. The transcript has 7 exons. The record is from RefSeq and is a predicted model, not a curated record. NCBI's taxonomy places the organism in Eukaryota, Viridiplantae, Streptophyta, Magnoliopsida, Poales, Poaceae. Gene Ontology annotation, molecular function: hydrolase activity. The coding region runs from base 16 to 816 and encodes 266 amino acids.